CCAGCGGCGCAGCGAUGGGGAAGCGCCGGCGGUCGAUAAAGAAGCAGCCGGAAUCGCCACCUCCUCCCGCAUCCCCAGCCACCCACGCGCCAUGUCCCGUACCAAGCCCCAUCCCCAGCCCUGUCCCGCCGGCUCCGGAGCAGGCGCCGGAAGUUCUGGUCCCUCCGGACUGGGCCUCGGCCGCCGCCCUCAUCUCCUCCGACAUCCCGCCGCCGGUCGUCCUCGUGUGCGGCCCCGCCAACAGCGGCAAGUCGACCUUCUCCCGCCUCCUCAUCAACUCGCUGCUCCCCAGGUACGGGAGGGUCGGGUACUUGGACACCGACGUCGGGCAGCCGGAGUUCUCGCCGCCGGGAUGCCUCUCUGUACACGUCGUCGACGAACCUAUUGCAGAUUUGCGGUAUCCAGUUUUUCGGGAGGCUGAAAGGUGCUGCUUUUAUGGUGAUAUAUCUUCAAAAAGGGAUCCAGAAACAUACCUGAACUCUUUGUUUCUCUUGUAUACCUACUUUGUUGAAAAAUAUCGAUCUCCUGGGAGUGAAGUCCUUCCUUUAAUAGUCAACACUCCUGGAUGGGUGAAAGGCACUGGUUUUGAUAUGCUUGUAGAGAUGCUAAGGUAUAUCUGUCCCACAGUUGUUGUUCAGAUACGCACCAGAAUGCAGAGAAAGAAUCUACCUGAUGGGAUGUUUUGGUUAGAUGAUGGUCAAGCAGGACCCAAUGUGAUUAUAAUUGAUGCUGCAUGUCACAAAUCCUUAUCUGGAGAAUCGUUAAAAAGGAAAGAUGGGGGUGGAACGCGUGAACGCCGCCUAGUGGAGUACUUUAAACAAUGUUUUCCAAGUGACAUAUCACUAGCAACAAAUAAAGAGCUUGCUUAUGCCCUAGCGUCACUCCCACCCUAUGAAGUAUCAUUUUCAGAUGUUACAGUUACCCAUCUUCAUUAUGAGGUACCCCGUACCGAGAUAUGGCGUAGCCUGAAUGCUACCAUAGUUGGCUUGGCAAAUAGUUGUGACACAGCUCAGGCAGUCCCUUGGUGUGUUGGGCUUGGUAUCGUAAGAGGCAUUGAUGUGCAAAGAGGCUUGUUAUACGUCAUCACUCCUGUUCCUGUUGAUUGUCUUCAAAGCAUAGAUCUGCUGCUGCAGGGGCUAAUUGAUAUACCGAGAUCAAUAAUGCAGGUCAAGGGAUGCAUCUCGCCAUACAUGUCGACGAAUUUGCGGGACACGAUAAGGGAGAGGGAUUUGUAUGCGAGGAAUCUGAAUAGCCCACUGGUCAUUCAGAAUGGCGAUUGUGACUCUGACGAUUCUGACUCGGAUGCGGAGAUGUAACUUGCGUCAUGUUCGUCCCUUCAUUUACUGGAGGGCCUUUGGUGCUGGGUCUGUUUGACAUGUUGGAACACCAGCAAUCAAUUUUGAUAGUGGAUUAUGCUUAAUUUUAGCUACCCAAGAGUGAACGUUUUGUGCCCUGUCUAAAGAUUGGACUGAUUCGUCUGCCUCUGCAAUGUG
This is a messenger RNA of Lolium rigidum, 1493 nucleotides long. RefSeq names its product polynucleotide 5'-hydroxyl-kinase NOL9-like. The transcript is spliced from 9 exons. Gene Ontology annotation, biological process: cleavage in ITS2 between 5.8S rRNA and LSU-rRNA of tricistronic rRNA transcript (SSU-rRNA, 5.8S rRNA, LSU-rRNA). The record is from RefSeq and is a predicted model, not a curated record. The coding region runs from base 15 to 1316 and encodes 433 amino acids. Gene Ontology annotation, cellular component: nucleus. Lineage: Eukaryota; Viridiplantae; Streptophyta; Magnoliopsida; Poales; Poaceae. Gene Ontology annotation, molecular function: polynucleotide 5'-hydroxyl-kinase activity.